AUGGUGGACGAGCUUGUUCUGCUGCUACACGCGCUGCUGAUGCGGCACCGGGCCCUGAGCAUCGAGAACAGCCAGCUGAUGGAGCAGCUGCGGCUGCUGGUGUGCGAGAGAGCCAGUCUGCUGCGCCAGGUACGUCCGCCCAGCUGCCCGGUGCCCUUCCCCGAGACGUUUAGCGGCGAGAGCGCCCGGCUUCCCGAGUUUAUCGUGCAAACGACGUCCUAUAUGCUUGUCAACGAGAACCGAUUCUGCAAUGACGCCAUGAAGGUAGCCUUCCUAAUCAGCCUCCUCACCGGGGAAGCAGAAGAGUGGGUGGUUCCCUACAUCGAGAUGGAUAGCCCGAUCCUAGGGGAUUACCGGGCCUUCCUCGAUGAGAUGAAGCAGUGUUUCGGCUGGGACGACGAUGAAGACGAGGACGAGGAGGGAGACGAGUAUUACUAG
Messenger RNA from Trichechus manatus latirostris (Florida manatee), 438 nucleotides. RefSeq names its product LDOC1 regulator of NFKB signaling (gene LDOC1). Lineage: Eukaryota; Metazoa; Chordata; Mammalia; Sirenia; Trichechidae. The transcript has a single exon. The record is from RefSeq and is a predicted model, not a curated record. The coding region runs from base 1 to 438 and encodes 145 amino acids.